AUGCCACGUCGUCCCUCCUCACCCUCUUCGGCGAGCGAGAUCUCUUCCGAUGAGGGUGUGGCUGAUGCCAUAAAGGGGGCAUCAUCGGACGAAUGGUCAGCAUCAUCCUCUUCCUCCUCUCCCCCAACAACGCCGGACGCCACGGCGUGGCCGGGGCCACCCAACGAACUCUCGCCGCACCACGUGCUGCACGUCGCGCUGUCGGAGGUGCGUUCGGCGCCGGUUCUCCCGCCUCCCGUCGCAACUGACGUUCUCUGCGUUGCUGUCUCUGCGUUGUCGCUGUAUCCGCGACAUUCACUUCCUGUUCGGUCGGCAAUGGCGGCUGGAGCUCUGGCUCUUGUGGCGUCUGCUCUUGCUGAUGCCAUCCCCGGAGGGGCCCCGGGCGGGCAGGUGCCAGCGCUGCUCCGAGUCGCCGCGGCGCUGGCUGAAGGCGGGCUCGACCGUGAACGCGACCAGCGUUGCCGCCGACGUUCCCCUGUGUACCGCUCCCCCCGCGCCCACGCCCACCCCUUCCGCCGAUCCUAUCGCUCCCCUCCGCGAGGAGGACUCGGGGACCCGAACGUGUUGCGUCGGCGACAGAGGCAGCAUGAGAGACUGAGCCGUCGGCAGCAGCGGCAGCUCCAGCAGCGGCCUCCCCCUGUGCAGGCUCCGCGUCCACCGUUGGUGCUUGCGUCGUCUCCUGCGCCUCUUGGGUUGCUGUCAGCGGUGCCGCAGCAACAGCAUCCCCCUCCUCCAACGCCUCUCCCUCUCGGCGGAUCUCAGACGCUGCAGCCGCGGCCUCGGCUUCCUCCGCAGACUACUCCGCCUGCCUCUCAUCCAGCCGGUGUGGCGCCGCCACCGUCGUAUGCCUCUGGUCCUACGAGCGUUGGAGCCGGUGGGGAGAGUGCACGCCUGUUGAGCGAUUACUUCGCGUUGAGCUGCGCGUAA
Messenger RNA from Closterium sp. Naga37s-1, 927 nucleotides. The record is from the annotation of a GenBank genome assembly. NCBI's taxonomy places the organism in Eukaryota, Viridiplantae, Streptophyta, Zygnematophyceae, Desmidiales, Closteriaceae.